Molecule: messenger RNA, 2447 nt
Organism: Anneissia japonica
Lineage: Eukaryota; Metazoa; Echinodermata; Crinoidea; Comatulida; Comatulidae
Product: sialic acid synthase-like
Exons: 7
Coding region: 13-1323 (436 amino acids)
Biological process (GO): carbohydrate biosynthetic process
Molecular function (GO): N-acylneuraminate-9-phosphate synthase activity
Source: RefSeq, a predicted model, not a curated record
CUGAUUGGUCGGAUGAUGGCACAAUGGUAUCGUACGAGAUACGAUUUUGUCAUCAUUAUCUUUCAAUGGAAAGAUAAUGAUGAGAAACCAACGAUCCAACACGACAUUCUUAGUCGGCUCAAUGCUCACGCCAUACUUCAAAUCGGUCUUUUAACGCUGCCGCGCCGCGUGGACGUGUGUUGGUUGUAUGGGAUCGGACUGGACGUUUGCUUGGAAACCGCUCUCACAUCGGUCACAUUUAGGCCCAACACUUACUUAAACAUGCCUCUGACGUUUGAGCUUGCUCCAGGUCGUAAAAUCGGAGGGGAUCAUCCUUGUUUUAUCAUUGCAGAAAUUGGUCAGAAUCAUCAAGGUGACAUCAAAAUCGCCAAACAACUGAUUAAAGUCGCAAAGGAUGCUGGAGCAGACUGCGCCAAGUUCCAGAAAAGCGAGUUAGACUUCAAAUUCAACAAGGCAGCAUUAGCUAAGCCAUACACUUCCAAGCAUUCCUGGGGAAAGACAUAUGGAGAGCACAAGCGAUUCCUGGAAUUCAGCCAUGAGCAAUAUAGAGAACUGAAGGCUUAUGCAGAGGAGAUUGGCAUAUUCUUCACAGCUUCAGGAAUGGAUGAAGCUGCACAAGAAUUCUUGAAUGAAUUAGAUGUUCCAUUUUUCAAGAUUGGUUCAGGAGACACCAAUAAUUUAACAUUCCUGGCAAAGAGUGCCAAGAUGGGCCGACCAAUGAUCAUCUCCUCAGGAAUGCAGACACUCGAUACAAUGAAAAAAGUAUACAAUACUGUGAAACCAAUAAAUGAAAAUUUUUGUUUCCUUCAAUGUACAAGUGCUUAUCCGUUAGCUCCAGAGGAUGUUCACCUGCGAAUUAUGGAUGUAUAUCGGAAGGAGUUUCCAGAUAUUCCCGUGGGCUAUUCAGGUCAUGAGAGCGGAAUGACCAUCACCCUUGCCGCCGUUGCAAUGGGAGCUAAGGUUGUCGAGAGACACAUCACAAUGGACAAGACAUGGAAGGGCAACGACCACGAAGCAUCAUUAGAACCUGACGAGUUGACUGAACUCAUUAAACAGAUUCGGAUUGUAGAACGUGCAUUUGGGUCACAUGUCAAGGAAAUGAGAGAAUGCGAGCGUCCAACGUUUAACAAACUGGGGAAAAGCAUUGUUGCUGCUAAAGCAAUCCCAGCAGGCACUCUGAUUUCCCAGGAGCACUUAGGAGUGAAAGUUGCCAUUCCAAAAGGACAUCCACCGGAAAACAUGAGCGACCUUUUAGGCAAAAGGACAAAGAGGGCGAUAGAGUAUGAUGACAGCAUUAAUCUGGAUGAUGUAGUUGAUGAAUAAAGCUGUAUGCUGAAAUUUAUUUUUAUGUUACAUUCAUAUAUUACUUAAUUUUGUUAUAAAUUCUUUAGUAGUUGCACUAAACAUGAGCAAAAUGGGUGUGACAGUGAGAUGUGUUCACAAUUUUUUUCAUAUCUAAGAAAGUCUAUUCGUAAAUAUUAGUACAAUGUAAUGAAAACAUAUUUAUUUUAGUAAUAAAGAAAUUGUUUAUUUAAAUUUGAUACCUUUUGAUAUGACCUUGCUUCUGAACAUUUCCAUUUGAUCGAUAUUAUUUUGAUUAAAAAAAUAUAUGACAAAUUUUACUUUACCAUUGGUGCCAUUUGCAGCUCAAUUUUCUGUUGCCAUGGUAACACUUAUGAAUAUUAAUUAGCCAAUUAAUAUCUAAAUUUGGCAUCUGUUUGUAGAUCAUAGGUUACAUUCUAGUUACCAUAGUAAAUAUAAACACUGGUUAUACUGUGUUAUUGAAUUUAGUUUGAAAUUCUGUGAAUUUAUUGUCAAAUUGAUUUGACUUGUGAUAAAUUGUGGACAGGGUUGUCAUUUGCUAGAGGGGCAAGGCAUGCCCCUGACAAGUGACAGGAGAUGUCAGGACAUCAUAAGAGCGUCUUAACAACUUUACCCACAGUUAGAGGAUUGCAUAAAUUGAAUGAAUAAGGAUCAAACUUUAAUGAAGUGGUGUUGUAGCUCUUGCAUACAACUGACUUACUUAAUUACAAAAUUUAUUUUAUGAUUUCCCAGCUGCGACCUACUAGCUGAUUUUUCUCUUAAUCAGGCUCCACUAUGUGUGAGCAUAACAUAUUUUGAUAUAAUGAGUGAUGUAAAAAGUAAGUACUGUAAAAUCAUGAUACAUAUUUUUUCAAUAAUAUUUCUAUGAGAUUCCUCCUAAUAAUAUAAAUGUAGAAAGUAAAAUUAACUGUGAUAUUUUAUUUAUUUUAUUUUGAUUUAUAUAUUUAGGCACAUCGACUAAGGAUUAAAUCAUUUUUUAUUGAUUUGUAUUCGUAGUCGUCUUGGUAGACAUCUUGUUGACGUUGUGAGUUAACAUUUAGGUUGCACUGAUAUUGGGUUAUAUUGACUUGUUGAAUUAUCAAAAUCAACAUUGAAAUGUAUUAAAACUUGAGUAACAACAUAAA